CCUUCCCUCUCGGCAGGAUGACAGGCAGCGGCGUUCCGCUUUCUCCGGCGCCCCAUCCAAUCGGAAGGUGCGCUAGCACUCAGCCCGCUCACUGAUUGGCUUGAAGGCGGCCCCGUCCGCAGCCCGCCCUCCCCUCUGACCCCGCCCGCGGCCCGUCAGGCUGCGCGGUUCGGCGGCUGCCAAUUCACCUCGGCGGCGGCGGCGGCAGCAGCGGCGGAGACGGGUUCGCGGCCGGUCGCGCCCCUCCCCCCAGCUCCGGCGAUGUCCGAAGGCGAAGCCAAGCAGCUCCCCGGCGGCGGCGGCUCCGACCCCAAGCCCGACGUGGCUGCGGCGGCGUCCUCGUGCGGGCCCGGCCUGCCCUCGCUGUCGCCCCCGCUGGCCCCCGCGGCGCCCCCCGAGGAGGAGGAGGAGGAGGAGGAGGAAGAGGAGAGCGAGGACGAGUCCGAGAUCCUGGAGGAGUCGCCCUGCGGCCGCUGGCAGAAGCGCCGCGAGGAGGUGAAUCAGCGCAAUGUUCCUGGGAUUGACAGUGCCUACCUGGCCAUGGAUACGGAAGAAGGCGUGGAAGUGGUUUGGAACGAGGUCCAGUUCUCUGAGCGCAAGAAUUUCAAGCUUCAAGAGGAAAAGGUCAAAGCGGUCUUUGACAAUCUGAUCCAGCUGGAGCAUCUGAACAUCGUGAAGUUCCACAAGUACUGGGCUGACGUGAAGGAGAACAAAGCCAGGGUGAUCUUCAUCACAGAGUACAUGUCAUCUGGCAGCCUGAAGCAGUUUCUGAAGAAGACAAAGAAGAACCACAAGACCAUGAAUGAAAAGGCCUGGAAGCGCUGGUGCACUCAGAUCCUCUCUGCGCUCAGCUACCUCCACUCCUGUGACCCCCCCAUCAUCCACGGAAACUUGACUUGUGACACGAUCUUCAUCCAGCACAAUGGGCUGAUCAAGAUUGGGUCAGUCUUUCAUAGGAUUUUUGCUAAUGUGGCCCCGGACACGAUCAACAACCACGUGAAGACGUGUCGGGAGGAGCAGAAGAACCUGCACUUCUUUGCUCCCGAGUAUGGGGAAGUGGCUCACGUGACUACGGCAGUGGACAUCUACUCCUUUGGGAUGUGUGCCCUGGAGAUGGCGGUGCUGGAGAUCCAGGGCAACGGGGAGUCUUCCUAUGUGCCCCAGGAGGCCAUUAACAAUGCCAUCCAGUUGCUGGAGGACCCCUUGCAGCGGGAGUUUAUUCAGAAGUGCCUGGAGCUGCAGCCUGGCAAGCGCCCUACGGCCCGGGAGCUGCUCUUCCACCAGGCCCUCUUUGAAGUGCCCUCCCUCAAGCUCCUGGCAGCCCACUGCAUUGUGGGCCAUCAGCACAUGAUCCCGGAGAAUGCCCUGGAAGAGGUGACCAAGAACUUGGACAUGAGUGCCGUGCUGGCCGAGAUCCACCAUGCCGACCGCGAGGGGGUCCGGAUGAUCUUCUCCCAGUCGCCAGCACUCGAGCUGGACAAGUUCCUGGAGGAUGUGAGGAAUGGGAUCUACCCCCUGACUGCCUUUGGCCUGCCUCGUCCUCAGCAGCCGCAGCAGGAGGUGGUGAAGUCGCCCAUUGCGCCCCCUUCGGUGAAGACGCCCACCCCGGAACCUGCCGAAGUGGAGACGCGCAAGGUGGUGUUGAUGCAGUGCAAUAUUGAGUCGGUGGAGGAGGGCGUCAAGCACCACCUGACCCUGCUGCUGAAACUGGAAGACAAGCUGAACAGACACCUGAGCUGUGACCUGCUCCCCAGUGACAAUAUCCAGGAGUUGACAGCUGAGCUGGUCCAGCUGGGAUUCAUCAGUGAGGCUGACCAGAGCCGACUGAGCUGUUUACUGGAAGAGGCAUUCAGCAAGUUCUUCUACUCGCGGAACGGGGCCCUGGCAGCAGUCACCGUGUCCUCCUAGGGGCUGUCCCUGCUUGGGCACCCUCCCGGGGCUGUGCGUGGCCAGGCCUCCUGCCGGAGGGGGUGUUGCCGGGGGCUGCAGACAAUCGCUGCCGUGGCUGGAGCGGGGAGGGGCAGGGCGGGGGCUGUGCGCCUCAUCAGUAUUAUUUCCCCCUGGGGCCAGUGGCCUGCCCUCCCCGCCACCCCUGCAGCUCACUCGCAUGGAGUUUUUGUGUUUGCUUGAAUUGUACAGAGGUUUUUUUUGCACAGCACAGAUGUCUGUCUUUUUAUUUAAAGGUUAGAGGGAGGGAGGGAGGGGGGAGGUGGCGGCAGCAGCGGCCUCCACCCCACACUUUGCCCACCUGCUGUCUCUCUAGACCCAGUUGCUCCUGCUCCCGUUGGCCUCCUCACUCCGUGGCUGGGAGGAGGGAGGAAGAGCAGCCCCGGGGAACGGCUGGCCCGGCCAGGCCCUGCCUUGCUGUGCCCAGCCGCUCCGUCCCUCUUCUCCGCCAGCUCUGUGCUGGGCAGGGCGAGAGGCUGGCUUGGUCACCAGGGCGGGAGCUGCGACCCCCCCCCGCCCCUGCUUUCCCGGGGUGGGGCUGCUGCUGCCAAGUAUGUUGCUGUCUGUUCCUAUUUCUAAUAAACGGUUUUGUACAUAA
Messenger RNA from Hemicordylus capensis (graceful crag lizard), 2545 nucleotides. RefSeq names its product nuclear receptor binding protein 1 (gene NRBP1). Gene Ontology annotation, biological process: protein phosphorylation; endoplasmic reticulum to Golgi vesicle-mediated transport; intracellular signal transduction. Gene Ontology annotation, cellular component: cytoplasm; endomembrane system. The transcript is spliced from 19 exons. Lineage: Eukaryota; Metazoa; Chordata; Lepidosauria; Squamata; Cordylidae. The coding region runs from base 262 to 1908 and encodes 548 amino acids. Gene Ontology annotation, molecular function: protein kinase activity; ATP binding. The record is from RefSeq and is a predicted model, not a curated record.